GAUCAGCGAAUCGCCGAAGAGAGCCAUAAAAAAUGCAGGACCCGCGGAAGAGAGCAUCUGCCGUCGUUUCCACAAAAAGUUUUUGGUAUCCAUGGGGAUCCAGUAACUCCUCUGCUAUAGUACAUAUUUGACAAGCUAUAGUCGGCUCGAGCUUGCACUCCAGCUUCACGUUCAGUGUGGUUCAGACGCGCGGAGCUUCUCAGCGUUUGAACUCAAAGUUUGUUUUUUUGUCAGUUGGUGAGACCACCCCAACAACACAGCAGUCAUGGACGCCAUCAAGAAGAAGAUGCAGAUGCUUAAACUCGACAAGGAGAAUGCCCUGGACAGAGCUGAGGGAGCUGAGGGAGACAAGAAGGCAGCGGAGGACAAGAGCAAACAGCUUGAGGAUGACCUGGUAGCGCUGCAGAAGAAGCUGAAGGGAACAGAGGAUGAGUUGGACAAGUACUCUGAGUCUCUUAAGGAUGCCCAGGAGAAACUUGAACUCGCUGAGAAGAAAGCCACAGACGCCGAGGCUGAUGUAGCUUCCCUGAACAGACGUAUCCAACUGGUUGAGGAGGAGUUGGAUCGUGCUCAGGAGCGUCUGGCCACAGCUCUGACCAAGCUGGAGGAGGCUGAGAAGGCUGCUGAUGAGAGUGAGAGAGGCAUGAAGGUGAUUGAAAACAGAGCAUCGAAGGAUGAGGAGAAGAUGGAGCUGCAGGAGAUCCAGCUGAAGGAGGCUAAGCACAUCGCUGAGGAGGCUGACAGGAAAUACGAGGAGGUCGCCCGUAAGCUGGUCAUUAUUGAGAGUGAUCUGGAACGUACAGAGGAGCGCGCUGAGCUCUCUGAAGGCAAAUGCGCUGAGCUUGAGGAAGAGUUGAAGACAGUCACAAACAACCUGAAGUCUCUUGAGGCUCAGGCAGAGAAGUACUCACAGAAGGAGGACAAGUACGAGGAGGAGAUCAAGGUUCUCACAGACAAGCUAAAGGAGGCUGAGACCCGUGCUGAGUUCGCUGAGAGGUCCGUGGCCAAGCUUGAGAAGACCAUUGAUGAUCUGGAGGAUGAGUUGUAUGCACAGAAGCUAAAGUACAAGGCCAUCAGCGAGGAGCUGGACCACGCCCUCAACGACAUGACCUCCAUGUAAUCUAUCACCUGCUUGUGUCUGCUUGUGCGUUGUGCUUAAAUUGUUUACAUCAUCUCACAACCAUCACAGACGCCACCCGCUGGUUGAGAGGCCUCUCUCUACUACAACUAUGUGGCAGUAUCGCCCAACAUCCUGUCCCCUAUGUCUCCACGUCUCUUCUCUACCACAGCACCACUGCACAUUGGGCCUCUGCUGCUGCUGCCAUCCUAUAGACCACCUUUUGUAUAGAACCCUGACUCAUUUUGCUUUCUGUAAAAUAAACUUUACAUCCAUCCAUGUCAGCCAUCCUUACCCUUCAAUUCUGUACUUCUUAAUUUCCUUCAUUUCAUUUCAUUUCCUGUCUUUAAAUGUUUCUCUGUUUAUUUUAUUACUGAGCAGCUUUGAAUAAAACCAAAAGCUCCUCUUCACAAAUGUAUGUUUUUUGUUUUUGAUUUGAUUUUGUCACAGCAUUAUGUACUAUGGUAGUAGUAUUAACAAAACAUGUGCUUACAUUUGGACAAAAGCACAUCCACAGAGUGUAUUUAAAAAAAAAGUAUACAGGUGUUUAUUGACAGGGAUAGGCAAGAAAUUAAGAGGGAGAUGGAUAAAAAAUAUUGUGUAGAGGUGCGGUGGGAUUUGACCCCACUCAGGCAGUGGAUUGUGUAAGUGCAGAGGGCUGCGGCCAUAACCUCUCUACCAACCUCAGACAUGGUUUCAUCUUCUUUAACCAGCCGAGUAAUUGUCAUGGAUUGAUCAGAAACUGAAAAUGUACCUGUUUCAGCAUCCUCAGCAUUCCCGACGGUCACACUUUGCUUCAUGUUCAAAGCCAAAAGAUAAUAGUGACGUGUAACAUUGGGGAUAUUCUGUAAACAUAUAAUUCAGUCAUUUCACAGUCACACCAUCUCCACAUUGAGGUGAGGGAGCCAUUUCUUAGUUUGCAUAUAGAUGUGAUCAUUUAGGCAGGGUAGAAAACAAUGGUAUUUGUUGUGUGUGCUGUUGUAGCAUGACACAAGACUCUAUCUUUCUGUACUAACACACUUUGUUCUCUCUAUUCUAUUUUCUCUUAACCUGCUUUCUGACU
Molecule: messenger RNA, 2180 nt
Organism: Oncorhynchus tshawytscha (Chinook salmon)
Lineage: Eukaryota; Metazoa; Chordata; Actinopteri; Salmoniformes; Salmonidae
Product: tropomyosin alpha-1 chain
Exons: 10
Coding region: 266-1120 (284 amino acids)
Biological process (GO): actin filament organization; muscle contraction
Cellular component (GO): actin filament
Molecular function (GO): actin filament binding
Source: RefSeq, a predicted model, not a curated record